UUUACUCCUGCGUAACCAACAGCUCUGAUCCCUCGCUGUUUGAUGAUCACGCGUAGAGACACACACAUGUAUAUCCUCUCGGUAUCCGUCCGGUGUCCCGCUCCCAUGCUUUGAAACGGCGCGCACCAAACCAAGAGAGUGUCCACCAUGUCCACGGGAUCUCUCAGCGACGUCGACGACGAACUCCUGGACGGCAUCCUAAAGUUCGGCUCUACGGAUAAAGACUCGUCCAGCGAGAGCGCCGAGGAGAGCUGCGAGGGGAGCUCCGCCGAGGACGACGACAUGGGAGAUGUCCCCGGCGGGAAGAAGAAAAAACGAAAGACCUCCAGGAAGAAGGGGCCCAACGGUGUGGUGCACGAGGGCAAGCAGGUGCAGAGGAAUGCGGCCAACGCGCGGGAAAGAGCAAGGAUGCGCGUCCUGUCCAAAGCCUUCUCGCGUCUGAAGACCACGUUGCCCUGGGUCCCCGCGGACACCAAGCUCUCUAAACUGGACACGCUGCGCCUGGCCUCCAGCUACAUCGCGCACUUACGCCAGAUACUGGCCAACGACAAAUAUGAAAACGGAUAUAUCCACCCCGUUAAUCUGACGUGGCCUUUCAUGGUGGCCGGGAAGCCAGAGAGCGAAAUGAAGGAGAUGCUGAGCUCGUCGAGGUUAUGUGGGCCCACUGCGUCUUGAUGUUUCCAACGAGGACAGUGUUUUCACACGCAGGAAAGAAGAUGGACAUGUAAAGGCCCACUGCACACGUGCCAUCUCCACAGACUCUGAGUGGGAAUAACUGAGAAAGACUUAACUAUAAGUCACAUGUCUCAAUCUCGUUCCCGUAAUACAAAAAAUAAUUUUAUUUAAAUGUGCUCUCUGCGCACUAUGCUUUUUCUUUGCUGGUUCAAAGAACAUGUUGCAUAUUUUAAUGCUCGUUUUUUUUUUUGUCUAUUGUGUUUUUUAUACUAUAAUGAACUGUAACAAUCUUCCUACAGUUGCUAUACAAGUUUCAAUGUUUGCAAUGCCGAUUUUGUGAAUCUUCUUAUUCCAUUGACUCGAAUGGUUCCAUCGUAUAUAAAACAUACAUGCAGCAUCAUGACA
Messenger RNA from Gadus morhua (Atlantic cod), 1080 nucleotides. RefSeq names its product transcription factor 21 (gene tcf21). The record is from RefSeq and is a predicted model, not a curated record. Gene Ontology annotation, biological process: regulation of transcription by RNA polymerase II; developmental process. Lineage: Eukaryota; Metazoa; Chordata; Actinopteri; Gadiformes; Gadidae. Gene Ontology annotation, molecular function: RNA polymerase II transcription regulatory region sequence-specific DNA binding; protein dimerization activity; DNA-binding transcription factor activity, RNA polymerase II-specific. The transcript is spliced from 2 exons. Bases 148 to 675 code for a protein of 175 amino acids.